Messenger RNA from Heterobilharzia americana, 1068 nucleotides. The record is from the annotation of a GenBank genome assembly. Lineage: Eukaryota; Metazoa; Platyhelminthes; Trematoda; Strigeidida; Schistosomatidae.
AUGAAUAAUUUUUUAUCUUUUCAAAAUAUUUUUAAUGAACUAAAUGAAAUGAAUGAUGAAGAAUUGAAUCAAUUGAUAGAAUGUUUCCCAAAUGAAGCUGAAGACUUUAUAAUACAUAUUAGAAAUUCGAAUGAAGUUUAUGAAAGUAAAAGGAAUCAACAACGAAAUAUUAAAACAAAAUGUUAUAAACUUAUAUCUGAUUAUAAUAUUGAAUUACCAUCAUUUUAUCAAUCUACAACAUAUAGAAGUACAUAUUGUCAUAAUAAUAAUAAUAAUAGUAAUAAUAAUAAUUAUAAUGAUAAUGAAAAUAAUUCAAAGAUAAUAAAAUAUGAACCUGUAUUACGAUUUAGUGAAAUGCCUGUCUUCACAGACUCAAUUUUAUAUCCUGAUCAAAGUCGUAGAUUACAGAGUACAACACAUGAAACAUUUAUUGAAAAGCCAAUUCACCACAAUGAACCAGCGAAACCCACACCAACAAAUCUUCGCAUUGAAGGCGAACGCGAGUUUACAACUACGAAUAAAGCAGCUUACACCGUCAAGGCAAUUACUGGACGUCCAGCACGCAGACCAAAGAUUCCGAGUAUUCCAAUGACUCGUAUCAGUAAACCAUUUUAUGGAGAAACUCAAUUUCAUGCAGAUUUUCCUCCAGAACGUGCAUGGAAUAAUGUAGGUCAAAUGUGUUCGAUUAUAAAACAACCGUGUCAACCACCAAAAACUCAAAUUCAAUUAUAUGAAACAAAUGAACAUUAUUUUCAUACUGAACAACGUGAUCGUUUUCAAGGUCAUGAUGCUAAGGCUAAUCCGAAGCCUAAAUCAUGUAAACAUGAAACACCAGCUUACACCAAACCAACUGUAAAACUUGACUGUGACUCGGUGACUAAACUGGACUACCAACCGUAUACAACUGAACAAAUUCUCAGUGUGAACCCGAAAUUCAACUAUGGUCGAAAAACAAUUAAGAAUGGUGAUGAACAACACGUUAAACUUAAGCCAGAAGAAGUGAAAUUAUUGAAAAAGUAUUUAAAUGACUUGAAAUUAGCAAAGAACCAACAAUUACCAAAAAUUUAG